AUGCCGACGCCGCUACUGGUUGUGGGCAGCACUGUCCGCGACUUUUGUAUGCUAGAGCGAAAUUUCUUGUCGCAUAUCAAACUUGUCCUAUUGUUAUUGCUCAUGUUUGCCUCGGCGUUGCUUGAAAUCCGUCUCCCUGGACCUCCUGGCACGGGACAAUCUGAGAGCUUGGGGUCUUUCAGUUUACCCCUUGCGAUUCUUCAGUUUAUCGCUGCCCUGCUUACAAUCGCUGCAGCAUUCUGGGAAUAUCACACAGGUCUAGAUGACCUGAUGAAAGUCAGGGCCUUCUUUGUUGUACACAGAAUACACCAUAUCAUUAUGGCAGCUGUCACUUUCAUUAUCGUGGCCACCUGUAUCAUAUAUGUUGUCAAGAGCAGUUAA
This is a messenger RNA of Suillus subaureus, 381 nucleotides long. RefSeq lists its product as uncharacterized. Bases 1 to 381 code for a protein of 126 amino acids. The transcript has 2 exons. NCBI's taxonomy places the organism in Eukaryota, Fungi, Basidiomycota, Agaricomycetes, Boletales, Suillaceae. The record is from RefSeq and is a predicted model, not a curated record.